CCGGAAUAUCGCAUUCGAACCUCAGCCUGGCACGGCGGCAACUUCACUCUCAAGCAUCUCCGACAGCCUCACCGCGAGACCGCUCGACACUUCUGUCAUGAGCGCCCUCGCUGAUCACGUGCGGCCCUCAGCGGCGCAGUAACUUUUCUGGACGGAUUUCACACCUCGACUUCCCUGGCGCCUUCCAUCGCGGCGAACUUGCAAACAACGGCGCGACAAUCGGCACGAUGCCACACGCCAUCGAGGAUGAGGCCAUGGGCGGAGUGGACGAGGAUGCGGCUGUCGCGCAGUACCUGCGAGAACACGAGGAGGGCUUUGAGGCGGCCGAUCUCCAGUUUGAUCAGACAGACAAGGCCGACGAUGCGGUCGAUUAUGAGGACUUUAGCGACGAUGAUCUACCAGAGGAGCAAGAGCCAGAGGGCAAGAUAGAGGAGUCCACCGAGGACGGAUAUCUUCUCAGACAGCUGGGAGACUUCAAUGCGCAGUCAGAACAGCCGGCAACGAGCGGUCUUCAUGACCUGAGCGAGCAUGAUCUCUUCGGCGAGACCGAUGAGAAUAACGAUCUCUUUGGCGAGCACCUGUCAUCUCCAGAAGUGGAGCGUCAUGCUCCACUCUCUACAGCCCAGCAGCAACCGAGCGGACUGGCUCUGCCCUCGAAGUCUGCCCUCGCGCUUCCCACGUAUCAGCCAAUGCGCAAGUCAUCUCAAGCCAGCUCAUCGUCCAUCAGUCCUCCCCCAUUUCCGGAUCGCGGGUACGCUGCACUGUCCCCUACCAGCAUGACGUCCGAGGAUGAGGACCACGAUCUCGACCCACAGGUAGUCCUUCAGCGGUCGCUAUUCAAAGCCUCGAAGCUGCGGACUGCCGGAGACGAUGAAGAUCAUUUAUCACGCGAACCAGACUGGCAUACCUUCUAUUCACUCUAUCCUGGGUAUGAAAAAUCUCAGGCGCCACGCUUCGUUGACCUUUUCCCGCCACGAGCCGUUGAAUUCAAGGGAAAGGCACCGCUCAAGCCUCCUAGGGUCAUUGUGCCUACCAAACUCUCUCUCGAUUUGCUUCAUGAUCAAGAGCGAGGCUUCAAGGCACUGGCUGCUAGCAACAAGUCCAAACAAGACAGCACGUUCAAUAAUAGCCUGGUGCCGCUCGCAAACCGAUAUACCGCGGACAGUGAGAGCGAUGACGAACUCACCUUCAGCGAGCUCGACGAGACUGAGCGUGUCGGUAACCUUACAAUGCAUGACCUGGCGCUAAUCUGCCAAGACUGGGAGAUUCCAAGUAUCCACUCGGAUGCUGAGUCUCAGGCAGACAUCGAUACGGACACCACACAAGGUGACUGGGACUUGAAUGAACAGGCUCGUCCAAACAAGAGGCGACGAGUAGAUGCUCUCAGACCAAGUGCAUUGCGCGAGUUGCACUUUUCCUUCGAAUAUCCAGAACGCACCACGGCCAAGCUGGCGAAGUCCGUUGCCUUGGACCUCAACGAUCCGCAUUUACUCAUCGACGAACAUGCCCCUCAGACGAAACGUAAACUUCAGCGCGUGCCAGGUGACUCGAAGCGCGAUAGCGCUGUCAAUCGGGAUCUUGCCAAGCGCUACAAUAUCAGCAACGAUCAAGCCUACGAUUUACUCAAGGAAAACCAUCAACACAAGGUUCGCAGCACGCUGGGCAGUAUGGCUGUCGAGCAUAGCUAUCCUGCAGCCAAACUCCAGUUUCCAUUUUACAAAGUCAAUCUCGAUCCCAAAGCCAAACGUGCCUUUCAUCGCCCUCACUUGGAGCUCAAGCAGCAGCCUGGAACACGCGAAUAUCGCUUCACCAAACCGAAACAUAUCAAGAGAAAGCACGUUCGUGGCCGAGAAGCCAAGGAAGUCUUUGCAAAGGCAGAAGACCUAUCACUUGGCGAUUCUGCCUCAAUGCUGCUCCUCGAGUAUGCCGAGGAAGCGCCUAUGAUGCUAUCCAACUUCGGCAUGGGCAAUCGCUUGAUCAACUACUACCGUAAACAGCACGCCGAUGACCAGGAACGCGGAGAGAAGAAGGAUAUUGGUGAGGCUCAAGUCCUAUUGACCCAAGACAAGAGCCCAUUUUCCAACUUUGGCCAUGUCGACAAAGGCGAGACUGUACCAACGCUGCAGAACGGGCUUUACCGCGCUCCUGUAUUCAGUCAUGCGCCUAAACAAACCGAUUUCGUGAUUGGUAUUAGCAGUACUUAUGAAGGUGGUGACCGGUUUUUCUUGCGCAACGUGGAAAACCUUCAUGCAGUUGGCCAGCAGUUUCCAUUUGCUGAAGUACCCGGACAGCACUCUCGAAGGGUUACUGAUGCGGCAAAGAAACGCCUGCGCGCGCUUUCCUAUCGCAUUUAUACGAAGUCACUGACCCGCAGGGACAAGGUCCUGGACAAUGCUUCUCUGAUGCCGCACUUGCCUGGACAUGAUAUGCCGCAGACUCGUAGCAAGAUGCGUGAGUUCAUGAAAUAUGAGCGCGUAACGACCCGCGGAGACGGCUCAACGGGAGUGUGGGUACCCCAGCCUGGACAUCCAGUCCCCGAUGCGGAGACGCUGCGUGGCUGGAUCCGUCCAGAAGAUGUCUGCUUGCUGGACUCGAUGCAAGUUGGUGUGCAACACUUGACGGAUCUCGGAAUCAGUGAAGGCGACAAGGGCGAGGAAGAAAAGGACAUCGACGAAGGGGCGAACAUCGAGUUGCAGCUAGCCCCAUGGCGUGCCAGUAAGAACUUCCUUAAUGCGUGCCAAGGAAAGGCAAUGCUCAAGUUACAUGGUGAUGGCGAUCCGACAGGUCAAGGCCUAGCCUUUAGCUUUGUCAAGACCAGCAUGAAGGGUGGCUUCCAAGCUCAAGGCGAGAGCGUCGAAGACAAAAUCGACAAGCAGAAGCGCAGGGACACUGGCGGUCAUUCUUACAACGUGGCCAAGCAACAGAAGCAGUACGAUGAAUCUAUCAGACGUAUCUGGGAGUCGCAGCGAGCAAGCUUACAGAAACCGGAAGAGAUCUCGGACGACGAUAUGGAGGACGAACCCGAUCGCAGUGCCGAGUACAAUUCUGGCCGUGUGCACACGCCACGCUCAUCGGUGGGCACUCCUGCCGCUUUCUCUGGCCGGCACGAUGACGACUACAUGAGCCAGUUUAGUGGCCAUAGUGCUAGUCGUGGGGACCGGGCUCUGGUCAUCACCCGUAGUCAAGGCAUUGACCAGUUCGGCCAACCACUGCCUGAGGUGACGGAGACCAUCACUAAUCCAGCAGUGAUUCGAGAGUAUCGUAAGAGAGCUUUGCAGAAGGAGUACGCCAAUGCGGAUAUGAAUAAGAUUGUUCCCACUGGCGACUCCGAAAGGGACGCAUUCGCUCGCCGGGAGCUUGAGAAAGAGCUCGCGCGCGUCAAACGCAACCGUGAGAGAAGAGAGGCUCGUGAUCGACUCAAAGCGAGACAGAGAGACCCUACGGCUGCCAACUCGCCGACCGCUGCAGCAGCAUCGCCAGGACCAUCCGACAUGGACGGCCCAGCAUCCACCAUCGACGGCGUGGCCGAGACCAACACUCCACAGAGGGCCAAAGGCCGCAGCAAAGAUGGCACAGCCAGAAAGUGCGCUAACUGCGGCCAAGUGGGCCACAUCAAAACCAAUCGAAAGCUCUGCCCUAUGCUUAAUGGAACGAUGAAAUCCGAGGAUGCUGGUCUGAACGGAGAUAGUUCGUUUGGUGCUGUACCGGCUCCACUCACACUAUAGCCUCUGUCUUCCUUAGGAUCGAUGCGAACGUCUGCCUCGCCAGGGAUUGAAGACCGAACGAUAGAUAGUUCGAACUUGCUCAACGUGAUGAGCCAAUACCAGAUGCGGAAAUUCACAAAAUGAUAGGAAUUAUAGUAAAAAGACGGCAGAACGUGUACCGAGUCCCAACUUUCGUGUUUGUCAGAAACAGAUCAGGCAGGUCAUCGACGGGAUGACCAGUGUUCGUCAUAGAACGCUAUGAUAAAGAUAGCACGCUUCCGAGCGAGACUGCAAUCGAAACAUAUAUGUACC
Molecule: messenger RNA, 4016 nt
Organism: Sphaerulina musiva SO2202
Lineage: Eukaryota; Fungi; Ascomycota; Dothideomycetes; Mycosphaerellales; Mycosphaerellaceae
Exons: 3
Coding region: 228-3725 (1165 amino acids)
Biological process (GO): transcription by RNA polymerase II; RNA polymerase II preinitiation complex assembly
Cellular component (GO): transcription factor TFIID complex
Molecular function (GO): RNA polymerase II general transcription initiation factor binding; RNA polymerase II general transcription initiation factor activity; histone acetyltransferase activity
Source: RefSeq, a predicted model, not a curated record